UCCAUCAGAGAGAAUGUUUUAGUGAUUUUGGUCUCUUUGCUUUCUUCUUUGCCUAUAAUGUGCUUGUUUCGUUAAAGAUGAACUAUUCAUACGACGAUUCUCGUGCCCUAAACUUGUGGCAGAGAAUACAUUUCAAUACAGAUUCGUCAAAUGAUGCUUCUUCCAGAGCGGACGCCUGGCGGAGAUUGCUGGUUCAACUUCAAACUUUUCGGAGGAGUAAAAAAGUAUCAUACCAACUUUACACAAGGAUGUUAGAGAAGUUUGCAGGGAAUUACUCUCAAAUUGUAGACAACCAAAACCCUGACAAAGGCUUGAACAAUUUUGCUGAAGCUGUGUUAACUCUUGCUUCUAGCCAUCGUAAUGAGAGUCAGGAAUGGACCUCAGGUUUAUCUCUGGAUAGUUUGAAAAAGCUGCCUAUUUACAAAUCUCUCAUGGACACUAAAAGAGAACUUUUGGAUGAGGAGCCAGUGGAAGCAUCUGGUGCUACUUGUACUUAUUCAUCAUCACAUGAUGAUCAGCUGCACAAGAUUAACUUGAAUCGCCCCUCAGCUAGUGCACCAAGUCUCAGUAAGAGCCUGCAGGCAAACAGAGUAAAAACCAGUGCACUAGAUUUUUCAAGUGAAGUUUUCUCAUCAAAAAAUACUGGGAUGGAAAGCCAAAGAGUUAUGUCAAUAUGUGAAGACUCUGGUAGGAAGGAAAAGAGGACAGAAGAUUCAAACCACAAACCACAUGGUUUAACAGGACACUGUGGAAUGAAAAGGAAGGCCACAGCUCCAGGUGGUGAUGGGAUAUACCAAGUUCAUGGUGCCCAAAAUUCCACACAAAGGUUGUAUCCAGAUGGAGCAUCCAGCAUGAAAGAUUCAGCAACAUCAUCAACAAAUAACAGUCACCCUGCUACACAUACCAGUAACUUUAAUUUUUAUCAAGGUUCUGAUAAAAAAUAUUCCAGAAAUGCCUCAGACAACCAGCACAAUUCUGAUGAUAGUGAGCAAGAAAGCAAAGCAUCUUCCUAUUUCAUCACUGCAAAACAAAAAUUGGUUCUGGAUUCUAAAAAGAACUCCCAUCAUGAUGGAUCUUCGAGACAGGGGAGCAUAAGUAACUCAAUGUACGGAAGUACGAGAAAAACACUGGGAACUAGGCGAGGUCCAAGCAGACAAUUCAUCCCUCCAGUUUUGAAUCGAGAUGAUGAUGAUGAAUUGCAGAGUGGUACUGCUAUGGCUGGUUAUUCGAAUCACAGUGGCAAGAAUCAAAGUGGUAAAGUUGCCGGCGCUGAUCCAGAAGUUGAUGAAAGACUGAAAAAUAUUGAGCCAAAAAUGAUAGAACUUAUUACUAACGAGAUUAUGGAUCACGGCCCACCAUUGUCUUGGGAUGAUAUUGCAGGACUUGAAUUUGCUAAGAAUGUUAUCAAGGAGAUUGUUGUAUGGCCCAUGCUGAGACCUGACAUUUUCAAGGGCCUACGUGGUCCACCGAAGGGAAUCUUACUCUUUGGACCUCCAGGAACUGGUAAAACGUUAAUCGGUAAAUGUAUAGCAAGUCAAUCAAAGGCUACUUUCUUUAGUAUCAGCGCUUCGUCCCUCACGUCAAAGUGGGUUGGUGAGGGUGAAAAAAUGGUUCGUGCAUUGUUUGCUGUUGCCAGAUGUCAUCUGCCUGCUGUGAUUUUCAUCGACGAAAUAGAUUCGCUGUUGUCGCAAAGAACAGAUGGAGAGCACGAUGCCUCCAGGAGAAUCAAAACUGAAUUUCUAGUGCAACUGGAUGGGGCUACAACCACUUCAGAUGAGAGAAUUUUGGUGGUUGGCGCCACGAACAGGCCUCAAGAGAUUGACGAAGCAGCGAGACGUCGUUUAGUAAAGAGACUUUACAUUCCUCUUCCCGAUGCUGGUGCACGUGAACAAAUCAUGUACAGUCUUCUGUCGCAACAGAAAUGCAGUCUGUCUCAAGAAGACGUCAACACAAUAGUUCAGCAUACACAUGGAUAUUCAGGCUCAGAUAUGGCGAAUCUUUGUCGAGAAGCUGCUCUUGGGCCAAUCAGAAGUAUCACUGAUAUUCAGUGUAUUGACGCUGAUCAGGUUCGACCGAUUCUGUUCAAAGAUUUUGACGAGGCUUUGCAUCAAGUACGCGCGAGUGUUUCCGAGAAAGAUCUCGACUUAUACAUUCAGUGGAAUAAACUGUAUGGCAGUGGAACGAAAUAAAACACUCGGGAGUUGUUCUUGUUCCACACAGGUUCACGCUAGAAUGAAGUGAAAUUAAACUGACAGAUUCAAAAUUAUUUUGACACUUUUUUGUGGAAAUUUUGCUUGUUACUACCAGUAAGGGUUGUUAAACUGUUUUACGUUAAGCUUGUAAGAUUUAGUUGUUAUAGCGUUGGUCCUUACAGUUGAGGUAGUGACAUUCCUAUCGCAGUACAUUACUUUUUGUGGACAGGAAAAUCGACUCAGCCUUGACCAUUAUAAUUAUUUUUUACUAAAGAGAGGCAUUAAAAAAACUUAUUGGUUAUCUGAGUGCUGUCUUUUGUGACAAAGGAAUGGCUUUUGUUUAAGUGGAGUAUUGUUAACGCAGUGUAGACAAACAGGAACUGCGAUGCCAUUUUUACGAUCAACAGAAAUUUUACAGAUUCUCAAAAUUGUAUGAGGCAUUGUGAAUCGGACCUAGAGCAGGCGCAAAGUUUUUUUCAUCUUUAAGGUAGCUUAGAACUCUUCAUAUGGCAAAAUAACACUAUAUAAUAAUUAUAUUGCAUAUCUCUCUAUAUCGACAUACAGAGCAUAGUGUUAGGUCCAUAUUGAUAGUGUCUUACAAACUGCUGUAAGCCUGUGGAAUGACAAGAGCAACAGUGAUACUCACACCGCAAUA
Molecule: messenger RNA, 2847 nt
Organism: Pocillopora verrucosa
Lineage: Eukaryota; Metazoa; Cnidaria; Anthozoa; Scleractinia; Pocilloporidae
Product: fidgetin-like protein 1
Molecular function (GO): ATP hydrolysis activity; ATP binding; microtubule severing ATPase activity
Source: RefSeq, a predicted model, not a curated record